UUCUCUGACGUGCAGUCUGCGAUGAAUCACUGGGGGAUGUACAGAGAUGCUACAACUCAGCAUGUAUGCGCUUGUGUGCAUGUGUUUGCAUGCGGUACGUUUGAUUUUUUUUCGUGUGAGGGGAGGGUCGCGUCACGCCCUCCGCCAGACUGGCAAGAGGAGGACUACAAAUAAGACCGAGAUAACGGCUAAGAAGGACACAGCAUUUUCUCUGGAGCUGAAAAUUAUCUGGUAACAGACUUUCAACGAACACAGUCAUGGCUCAAACUCUCAACAUCGAUCGCUGGAACCUGGAGUGUGAGUUCAACAACACCGACCAUCGUACUGAUCUCAACGGUGUAGAUCGUCUGAUUGUGAGGAGAGGCCAGCCAUUCACAAUUAGCCUGUACCUCCGCUCAGGGACAUACCAACCUGGAGUCAGCUCUCUUGACUGCAUUGCAGAAACAGGUCCUCAACCCUCUGAGCAGUAUGGCACAAGGGCCUCCUUUGGUCUGUCUGCCAAAAUUGACACUUCCUGCUGGAGCGCCGCUGUCACCAGUCCCCCUGGAGAAAUGGUGGCCCUGUCUAUCUGCUCUGCCCCUAAUGCACCUAUAGGCCGCUAUACCCUGACCCUGGGGCAAUCCGGGCAGAUUGAGUUUAUCCUGCUCUUUAACCCCUGGUGCCAAGGAGAUGUAGUAUACAUGGACAAUGAGAAGAGUUUGGAAGAGUAUGUUCUGUCUCAGGAUGGAAUCAUCUUUCGAGGCUCCAACAAACAUCCCAUACCUACUCCCUGGAACUUUGGCCAGUUUGAAACUGGAAUCCUCGAUAUCUGUCUGAGGAUUUUGGAUAUGAAUCCUAAAUGUCUGCGUAAUCCUGGCAAAGACUGUUCAGGCAGAAGAAAUCCCAUUUACGUGUCCAGAGUGCUUAGUGCUAUGGUGAAUUGUAAUGAUGACAAAGGAGUGGUGCUGGGAAACUGGACAGGCAAGUAUGACGGAGGUGUCAGCCCGAUGUCCUGGAGGGGCAGUGUGGAGAUUUUGCGGAACUGGGACACACAGGCCUGUCAGCCUGUUUGCUACGGACAGUGCUGGGUGUUUGCUGCAGUCGCCUGCACAAUUUCCAGAGCACUUGGCAUCCCCUGCAGAGUCGUCACCAACUACUGGUCAGCCCACGACAGCAACAGCAACCUGAUGAUUGAACGCUACAUUGAUGAAAAUGGAAAACUCUUGAAAUCUGGAGAAAUGAUCUGGAACUAUCACUGCUGGGUGGAGAGCUGGAUGACCAGGCCUGACCUUAAAUCUGAUUUUAACGGCUGGCAGGCCAGUGACCCCACACCCCAGGAGAAAAGUGGAGGAGUGUACUGCUGCGGCCCCGUCCCGCUCAGGGCCAUCAAGGAGGGCGAACUCACGUUCAAGUAUGAUGCCCCGUUUAUCUUUGCUGAGGUCAACGCUGACGUCAUCACUUUCAUGAAGAGAAAAGACGGCAGCACAUCAGAAGUCACUACCUCUACAGUGGUGGGCCAGAAGAUCAGUACGAAGAGUGUAGGCAGUGACGACAGAGAGGACAUCACCCAUCUCUACAAGUAUUCUGAAGGCUCUGCUGAAGAGCGAGCAGCUUUCGAGAAGGCCAACCAUCAAAACAAGCUGCUCCAUCAGCAGCAGAAUCAAGGCCUACAACUCAUUAUCAAACCCUCAUCAGAGAUGAGGAAGGGCUGCGACUUUGACGUAUAUGCCGAGGUUAUUAACAAGACAGACAGCGUCAAGAAGUGCCGCCUGGUGUUUGGAUCCUGUGCUGCGUCCUACAAUGGGACUCUGGGAGAGAAUUGUGGCUUUAAAGAUCUGCUCAAUGUUGAACUCUCACCAGGAGCAGGGAGGAAGGUCCCACUAAAGCUGAACUAUUCUAAGUACAGUAGCGCACUCACUGAGGACAACUUAAUCCGUCUGGCUGCUUUGUUGGUUGACUACAGCACCGGAGAGGCAACGCUGGCAGUGAGAAACAUUGUACUGGAUAAUCCUGAGAUCAAAGUCAGAAUCCUGGGUGAACCGAAGGAGAAUCGGAAACUGGCUGCAGAGAUCACUCUACAAAAUCCUCUGCCAGAGCCGCUGGAGAACUGCUGCUUCAGCAUUGAGGGAGCCAACCUGACUGGGGGGCGCGCCAUCUCUGAGAGGCUGGGCUCUGCAGUGGGACCUGGGGAAGAAGUCAAGGCUAAAAUUUACUUCACUCCCAACCAUUCUGGGCUGAGAAAGCUGGUGGUCAACUUUGACAGCAACAAGCUGUGUCACGUUAAGGGCUACAGAAAUGUCAUCAUUGGAAAAUAGAGUUUAUCAACCUUCACGGCCCAUCAGACAAAAAGAGGAUGAAGCAUGUUUUACAUUUAAAUUGAUAUUAGCUAACAUCAUUCUUACUUUUUUGCAUAGUGUUUAAAACAAAAUGCUUUUUCUGUCCAAAUACUUUACUUACUGUAUACUGAAGAUUGAUAAUUUUUUUUGUUCAGAGCCAUAAGUAUUUUAAUGUGACCUGUGAACAUUUUUACUCAUUUAAACUAAUCAAAUCUGUGCAUGCAAAAGUUAAAAACUGUAUAUCCACCAUCUCUUUUCACAUUCUGAUGUGAUGAUUAGUAUUAUAAGUACCAUGUACUAUUUUUAUAUUUUCUAAGUGCUACAAUUAAAAUAAUUGUUUCUUAUUUUUCAACCAUAUAGACUGUCUUCACACAGACCUUGAAUAUGUUGGACAAAAUGUAUUCUACCUGGAGCAUAGAUGCAACAUGUAAAUGUAUUUUUAAGUUUACACUUCAAGACAUAUAGUCAACACAUAACACAUAAAGCAGCCUGUAGCAAAGAUGACGAAGCAUCUGGUGUGGACUUUGUGAAGUUGUUUCACCUUGUUGUUGAUGUACAAUGAUCAAGUAAUAUUAACAUGAACAUAUGCAUUAAGUUAGACAGCAUGCAGCCCAAACAUUUUUCAAAAUCAGAAGAUGGAGGGCAUCUCCAAAUGUAGCAAAUGUGCUGGUUUUAAUGUUUCACAUUUUGCCUGUAGUAUGUAGCCAAUAACACAUUAAAGAUAACACUUGUGACUAA
Messenger RNA from Thunnus maccoyii (southern bluefin tuna), 3053 nucleotides. RefSeq names its product transglutaminase 2b (gene tgm2b). The coding region runs from base 258 to 2294 and encodes 678 amino acids. Gene Ontology annotation, molecular function: protein-glutamine gamma-glutamyltransferase activity. Gene Ontology annotation, biological process: peptide cross-linking. The transcript has 13 exons. Lineage: Eukaryota; Metazoa; Chordata; Actinopteri; Scombriformes; Scombridae. The record is from RefSeq and is a predicted model, not a curated record.